Molecule: messenger RNA, 2104 nt
Organism: Magallana angulata
Lineage: Eukaryota; Metazoa; Mollusca; Bivalvia; Ostreida; Ostreidae
Exons: 8
Coding region: 26-1573 (515 amino acids)
Source: RefSeq, a predicted model, not a curated record
UUCAAUCCAUGGGAGUUAUUUUGUCAUGGAACUUAGAGCUGCGUGGAGGGUUAUUUUCUUUUAUCUUUUCCCAUAUGCAUCAGGUGAUGACAACCCCGGGAGCAGUCAGGACAUUUUUAGUGUGUGUCAAAAUAACAUGAAUGACAUUUCCCUUGGAUGUUGUGCAGGGAUAACUGAGCUGAACAAAUCGAACACUCACAUAUGUUGUGGCGGAAGUCUACAUCCAAGAUAUGUCGAUGGUUCCAUCCAUAAGUGUUGUAGAGACAAAAUUUACAACGGAAGAAAAAGUAUCUGCUGCAAUGGCGUAUAUUAUCCAGACAAAAGUCCAGAUCAUUACGGUUGCUGUAGCACCUCUGCAUACAUAUUCACAGAGGAGAUGUGUUGUAGUUCAAAGCUCCACAAAUUCCACCAUACAAGUUCGUGCUGUGGCAAUGAAACGUACGAUGUCAGAGAAAAAUAUUGCUUUAAAAAUAUGUUGAUCAUAAGUUUAUGGGAAAGUAAGUGUGGAGAUAAAAUUUACAACACAAGCGAGCAGAUGUGUUGUAAUAAAACCUUAAUUCCUCACAAAUACAGUCAUAGAUGUUGUGGUUCUUUGUCGUAUGACCCAUCCAAUAAUGACUGUGCUGGAAAUCAAGUGGUCCAGAAAGGGCAUCAGUGGUGUCCAAACCAUGGUGCGUAUGAUGUCACGACACAUAAUUGUUGUGAAGGUCAUCUGUUGAAAAAAACCGGACCAUUUUGGCGCUGUUGUGGAAAUAAAACGAUUGACUAUGACAUUGAAUCUUGCUGUGCAGGAAUGAACUUUAACAAAAGAAUCAACAAAUGUUGUGGAGGCAGAAUCAUAGAAGUGGAAGACGUGUGCUGUUCCAAUCAGAAGUUAGAUAAAACUACACAAGUGUGCUGUGGUAAAACCUUUCUAAGAGGAGAAGAAAUAGUACACAAGAGUGCUCCUUAUCACGACAAGUGUUGCCCGACUCGUGGAGGCGGAGUGUCUUACGACUCUGUGGACUUCGUGUGUUCUUAUGAGUACAGGGUAGUAAACAAGUCAAUGCUAGAUCCUAGAUGUGGGAGACAGAAAUAUGAUCCUAUGAAAGAUCUUUGUUGCAACUACAAACUGUUUAAACAUGCGUUGAAAGACGGGAUGUCAUGCUGCCAGCCAAGUGCUUCUAUCUACAAUCCCAAUACGGAUGUGUGCUGUUUUGGUAAACGUCAAAAGGGCAAGAGUUGCAAGAUGCCAAGGUAUCGUCUAAGAUGUCCUCGUAGAUGCAAGCUCAAGAAAAUGAAUUUAAAGAGAUAUUGUAGAAGAUAUCUAAGUGAAACUGGUCGUUUAAAAAAAAUAAGAAAUAUUAGAAGACAACUUGGAUCUAUAAAGCGCAGUAACUCAUGCCGCUGUCUGUAUGCAAAAAGGAUACAGAAACCGUCAUGUAAAGGCAGGAACUGUGUUUCAUUUCAAAAACUUAUUGGAAUUUCAGUUGACAAAAGUAAUACUUCUACCCUUUAUAUCGAAAAGAAAAGGAAACUGUUUAUUAAACGCCUCUGCCCACAGCACUUGUCAAACAAAGAAAGCACUCUUUAAAGACUCCUUUACUUGAAAAUAUUUUCAUAUUACUACGUGAUGUAGAUAAUCAGAAAUGUAUAAUAUUGUAUUGUAAAUAUAUUUUUUCUAGCUAAAGUGCUACAUUUCAAAAUUUGAAAUGUUAUUACUUAAUUGGACCAAACGUUUAACAAAGUUGGAUUUUUCAAUAUCAAAAAAAUCAAAAAAGUGAAAGAUAAUUUAUGGAAUGAGGAAGUUAUUGGUAGAGAGACGUGUGGGCCUGUUUGAAUGGAUGCCAACUGAUUGCAAUAUUUAAUUUAUGUUUGUCACAGAAUUAAUUAUGUUAGUUAAUUAUUCACCAUAAUUGCAUUAAUUUAUUUCUACAUUUCAUGUUUUCAUUGCCCAUUGUUCAUUUGUUUCCAUUCAUGCCGCUUCAUUCAUACAAUCAAUCAUAGUAUGAUAGUAGUACGAGAGGACACGUGGUUACGUUUGUCGGGUGGAUCAGUGAAUAAGUAGUAGUUAUCCAAUAAAAUAUUGUUAUUUAUGUGCAGAUACCCGAUGGGCGUGGUCAUA